CCAUUGUUGUCUUAUCUUAAAAAAACAUACACCGAACAAAUUUAAGAGCAUCGCUCGACUUUAGUAUAAUUGGAUAAUCUCAUGUAGAUUUUCUAUACCGUGUCCGUUUAUAAAAAGAAACCAUCACAAUGUUAAGAGAGACAUCUACGGAAGAAUGUUGGUAUGAGCAACUGAUUUUGAGAACUGAGAAGUAUCUUCAACAAAGGAUCCGCAUAUCUUUACUUGGGUCGGUUUUAAUCACGGUUCAGGUCGGCUUUGAUGAUGCAAGGAACCCUUACUUUUUUUUGUUUGAGUUUUUAUUGUAACGUGAUAUUUAAAAGUGGCUUAAAUGGCUUAUGAUUUGUCUGCCCCUCAUUCUCUCUUAAUAGUAUAGAUUAUUUCUU
Messenger RNA from Arabidopsis thaliana (thale cress), 383 nucleotides. RefSeq lists its product as uncharacterized. NCBI's taxonomy places the organism in Eukaryota, Viridiplantae, Streptophyta, Magnoliopsida, Brassicales, Brassicaceae. The transcript is spliced from 3 exons. The record is from RefSeq and is marked reviewed. The coding region runs from base 129 to 305 and encodes 58 amino acids.